Procambarus clarkii (red swamp crayfish) is the source of this 1110-nucleotide messenger RNA. The record is from RefSeq and is a predicted model, not a curated record. Lineage: Eukaryota; Metazoa; Arthropoda; Malacostraca; Decapoda; Cambaridae.
AUGGUGUCACAGCUAACAUCAUGGUGUCAUAGCCAGCAUCAUGCUGUCACAGCUAGCAUCAUGCUGUCACAGCCAUCAUCAUGCUGUCACAGCCAGCAUCAUGCUGUCACAGCCAGCAUCAUGCUGUCACAGCCAGCAUCAUGCUGUCACAGCCAGCAUCAUGCUGUCACAGCCAGCAUCAUGCUGUCACAGCCAGCAUCAUGCUGUCACAGCCGACAUCAUGCUGUCACAGCCAGCAUCAUGCUGUCACAGCCAGCAUCAUGCUGUCACAGCCAGCAUCAUGCUGUCACAGCCAGCAUCAUGCUGUCACAGCCAGCAUCAUGCUGUCACAGCCAGCAUCAUGCUGUCACAGCCAGCAUCAUGCUGUCACAGCCAGCAUCAUGCUGUCACAGCCAGCAUCAUGCUGUCACAGCCAGCAUCAUGCUGUCACAGCCAGCAUCAUGCUGUCACAGCCAGCAUCAUGCUGUCACAGCUAGCAUCAUGCUGUCACAGCCAACAUCAUGCUGUCACAGCCAACAUCAUGCUGUCACAGCCGACAUCAUGCUGUCACAGCCGACAUCAUGCUGUCACAGCCGACAUCAUGCUGUCUCAGCCAGCAUCAUGCUGUCUCAGCCGGCAUCAUGCUGUCCCAGCCAGCAUCAUGCUGUCUCAGCCGGCAUCAUGCUGUCCCAGCCGACAUCAUGGUGUCUCAGCCAGCAUCAUGCUGUCACAGCCAACAUCAUGCUGUCACAGCCAACAUCAUGCUGUCACAGCCAACAUCAUGCUGUCACAGCCAACAUCAUGCUGUCACAGCCGACAUCAUGCUGUCACAGCCGACAUCAUGCUGUCACAGCCAGCAUCAUGCUGUCUCAGCCGACAUCAUGCUGUCACAGCCAACAUAAUAUUUUCACUACUGACGUCUGUCUGUCUAUCUACCUCACAACCUUACAUGCACUCAAGCUUACAUGCACUCAACCUUACAUGCACUCAACCUUACAUGCACUCAACCUUACAUGCACUCAACCUUACAUGCACUCAACCUUACAUGCACUCAACCUUACAUGCACUCAACCUUACAUGCACUCAACAAUCAAUUUUGCAAACACUAAACAACAAUUGCAAACACCAUAG